Messenger RNA from Fragaria vesca subsp. vesca, 450 nucleotides. RefSeq names its product protein FAR1-RELATED SEQUENCE 5-like. The coding region runs from base 1 to 450 and encodes 149 amino acids. The record is from RefSeq and is a predicted model, not a curated record. The transcript has 2 exons. NCBI's taxonomy places the organism in Eukaryota, Viridiplantae, Streptophyta, Magnoliopsida, Rosales, Rosaceae.
AUGGAAGAAUCUGUGGAAGAAAGUAGCAUGGAGCUAUCAAAAGAAGAAUUGAUAUGGAAGCCUAGAUAUGGUAUGGAGUUUGAUUAUGAUGAAGUUGCAUAUGAUUUUUAUAAUGAGUAUGGACGCAGAGAAGGCUUCAGCAUUAGAAAAGAUAGUUGUGCCAAGGAUAAGUUUGGGGUAAUCACUUCAAGGACUUUUGUUUGUUGUAAGGAAGGGAAGUAUUGUGUGUACCGUUUCUCCGAAGAGCAUAAUCAUCCUCUUGUUAAGAUAGAUCUUGUGCAUAUGUUGCCAUCUCACCGAAAUGCCAAAGCUUCAGAUGGUGCAUUUAUAGACUUGACUUCAAAUUCAAGAGUUCCGCCAAAGUCUGCAUUUGAAUUAAUGGGUAAGCAUGCUGGUGGAAUAUUGAGAUUUUCAAAGCAAGACCAAAAGAACUAUCUUCGAACUGUCUGA